Molecule: messenger RNA, 1305 nt
Organism: Fulvia fulva
Lineage: Eukaryota; Fungi; Ascomycota; Dothideomycetes; Mycosphaerellales; Mycosphaerellaceae
Product: Fumarylacetoacetase
Exons: 2
Coding region: 1-1305 (434 amino acids)
Biological process (GO): homogentisate catabolic process; L-phenylalanine catabolic process; L-tyrosine catabolic process
Molecular function (GO): fumarylacetoacetase activity
Source: RefSeq, a predicted model, not a curated record
AUGCCGCCCUUGAAGAGCUGGCUCUCGAUCGAUGCGAGAAGUCAUUUCUCCAUCCGCAACCUCCCUUUCGGCAUCAUCUCAACGCCGCAUCUUCCGCAGCCCCGACCGGCCAUUGCCAUCGGCAGCUACGCCCUGGACCUGCAUGCAUUCGCUGGCGGCAACGGCUUCUCCAAGCUAUCGAUCGUGCAGCCUCACCAGAGUGUGUUCUCGCAGUCUACAUUGAACGACUUCGCUGCCCUUGGCCGGCCUAUUCAUAGGCUCGUUAGAGAGUACCUGCAGAGUGUACUCCUGGAGAAUGGCCCCUUCCCAGAUGUGCUGGAGAGCAAUGAUCAGCUCCAGCAGCAAGUGUUACUUCCCCUGGAUCAGUGUACGAUGCAUCUGCCCAUGAAGAUUGGCGACUACACAGAUUUCUACGCAGGGCUGAAUCAUGCGUAUAAUGUUGGCGUGUUGUUUAGGGGACCCCAGAAUGCCCUUCAACCUAAUUAUAAGCACCUACCAGUUGGAUAUCACGGCCGUGCCAGCUCUGUCGUCGUCUCUGGCACUCCGAUCCGCCGGCCUACAGGACAAAUAUUGACAGAUCCUGCCGCUGAAAAGAAGGAGCCCGUCCUUAGUCCUUGUAGGAAGCUCGACAUCGAGCUCGAAUUGGGCUGCUUCGUUUGUCAGCCUUCCACUCUUGGUGAGCCAGUGACUAUCUCCCAAGCUCCCGAACAUCUGUUCGGUGUAGUACUUAUGAACGAUUGGUCUGCUCGCGAUAUCCAGGCAUGGGAGUACGUGCCUCUUGGACCUUUCAACAGCAAGAAUUUUGGUACCUCUAUCUCGCCCUGGGUCGUGCUGAUGGACGCCCUGGAACCUUUUGCAACGGAUGGCCUUAAGAAUGACACACGGUUGCUGCCUUAUCUCGACGAGAAGGCUCGCCAGUCACACUAUGCCAUCGACCUAUCCGUCGCGCUGACGACACCCUCGGGAAGUCGGACCACUAUAACGAGGACAUCUGCCACGCAGUUGCUCUUUUCGUUCCCACAGAUGCUAGCUCAUCACACCAUUGGCGGCUGCCCUUUCAACGUCGGCGAUCUUAUGGGAUCAGGAACUAUCAGUGGUGAGAGCAGAGCUGAGAAAGGUGCGUUACUGGAGCAAACCGAGAAUGGCAAGCAUGAGCUCGAGCUUGAAAGCGGUGAAAAGCGAACAUUCCUCGAGGACGGCGACACUGUCACCUUGUCAGGCGUAUGCGGGACCGAUGAGGGUGCUCUUGUUGGCUUUGGCGACUGCAUUGGCACGAUACAGCCAGCACUAGAAAUGAAGUCCUAG